CAAGAAAUAGAGAGUAGUCAAUCACUCAUGGAUAGUUCUAUGCUGCCAAAAGAUAGCAGAGGUCUCGCGCAACAGAAAUGCUUGCCACCGUCUAUACUGAAAAUCUCAACCUCAGAUCUGGCAUGUGAAGGAAACAACACUCAGAAAAAGACGGUAAAAUUUCAUAUCCCAUUCAAGGAAACCGUGCAGAGCAAACCAGAACAACAAGAAACAGUUGAUGGAGACAUGAAAAAGCCACCUAUACUGGAAACGAAUUCGAUCGAGGCGAUACCGCAUGCAGGUUUUGAUGUUGAUAUGACAGAUAUUUUUGAAGAAAGUCAGGGUGUAGAUACUGAGGCAACUCAAAAUAUUGACGAAGCAUUUAGUGGAGAUUCUCUUCGGACAAGUAACAUUGUAACAUCGUCAUUUCUACAACGUGAAAGCGGGAAGAACCCAGUAUUGAUUCCCCCUUCAUUGCCUACAAAUAAAAUCUCCGUAAUUCAAACUCGUGUACCCAAACAAGUACAUACCGAUGAUAAUAUGGAAGUUGACUGUCCCUCUUUGGAAUCAUGGAUGUCAAGCGCAGAUAAGACGCCCUUCAUGUCCAAAACUCAAACUGCUCUUCAGUCUCAUACAAGGGUUACCAUGCCGAUUCAGAAAGCGAACCAACUGUCUACAAAGCCGCCUUACAGUGCGGCACAGUACAACCAUAACAGCGAAGCUUUGGAAAAGCCCAAUUUAAUGUCUUUACUGAGCCGCACUCCAAAAGCUAUUGUCACUGUUCCAAUAACGGUAUCGCAGAAAGCAUUUCAGCAAGAAACCACCAUUCCCGCAUUUCAUUCUGAGUUGCCUACCAGCAGCGCUGAAUUGAUGGAUGUACCGGAAAUGAUGAGAAAGGAAAUCAUUCGACCCGGACGUGAUGUUCUGCAAUAUAAGGGACAGGUCAGAGUAUACAAGGCUUCUCUGCUGCAGAACGGUAGUCUCCAAGGUGCUGGCGGUGAAGUAUUUCCCAGUCCAAUGAACUGGUUGAAAGCUAUCACUGGACAAAAGCAAGCACCAAGUCGACAAAAAUCGUAUAAAUUGGUUUCAUACAACGGAAAAAAUUUAAUCGAUAUAUGUCAAUCUGCUGGUGGGGAUUGUACAUUUCAACCUUUGGAGGCAAAACGCACGAACACAAUAAGCCGAAUCGUGUCUUCUAUAUCAACAAACAAAAGCCCUCAAGCAGCUCUGCCAGUUAGAAACAGUCAAGUUUUUAACCAAGAAUCUUCAAACGUCCGGGAAUGGUUACAGCCAGAUACAUUCAUGAAUACCUCCAGCGAAGUCAUUUCUGUAAUUAAAAACACAUCGCUUGGACAAAGUCUACAAAAACCACUGAAAAUACAAAAAGUAUUGCUCGUGCAAGACGAAGAGUUGUUUCCGAUUAGAAGAAUAUUUCCCCAUAAUACUUGGGAAAACUUGGACGAGGCUAUUCCAAACAAUCUAAACGAAUUUUUCGUAUGGUGACUGCUUUAUUAAUUUCUGCCAAGUUUCGAUUUCAACUCGAUGACAAUUUCUUUUUGUCAAUGGCAGCUUGAUUUAUUAUCGCGUUAAACGUUUUUUGUUGUUGGUCUAACAUGAAACUAUUGUGCAUAAACCAUGUUGCAGUGAUGGGAGUUAAAAUUUUGAUAACAGGUUGUCUUUUGUAUCGAGCCCGCCAACAAUAUGUUUUUCCAUUUCA
Messenger RNA from Styela clava, 1696 nucleotides. RefSeq lists its product as uncharacterized. NCBI's taxonomy places the organism in Eukaryota, Metazoa, Chordata, Ascidiacea, Stolidobranchia, Styelidae. The record is from RefSeq and is a predicted model, not a curated record.